UCAGUUAGUCCCGUUCCACUUCUCACCAAAUUUAAAGAGGAACCCCAAACAGUGCCAUGUUUUAGUGGAUUAGAAGAUUCCAACCCACCCAUGUCACCAAUUGAUAUGGAAUCCCAGGAAAGAAUAAAAGUAGAUCGUAAAAGAGCUAGGAACCGAGUUGCUGCCCGAAAAUGUCGCACCCGAAAAUUGGAAAGAAUAAAUCGUUUAGAAGACAGAGUUUCCUGUUUAAAAGAUCAAAAUGAUGAACUUUCUCAAACUGCCAGCAGUUUACGUGAUCAAGUGUGUAAAUUAAAAAGACAAAUUAUUGACCAUGUAAAUGGUGGAUGCCAAAUAAUGAUGGCACAAAACAUA
Lottia gigantea (owl limpet) is the source of this 351-nucleotide messenger RNA. RefSeq lists its product as hypothetical. The transcript has a single exon. The annotation marks the transcript as partial. Gene Ontology annotation, biological process: regulation of cell cycle; regulation of transcription by RNA polymerase II; regulation of cell population proliferation. Gene Ontology annotation, molecular function: transcription factor binding; DNA-binding transcription factor activity, RNA polymerase II-specific; RNA polymerase II cis-regulatory region sequence-specific DNA binding. Gene Ontology annotation, cellular component: transcription regulator complex. NCBI's taxonomy places the organism in Eukaryota, Metazoa, Mollusca, Gastropoda, Lottiidae. The record is from RefSeq and is a predicted model, not a curated record.